Molecule: messenger RNA, 2571 nt
Organism: Strongylocentrotus purpuratus (purple sea urchin)
Lineage: Eukaryota; Metazoa; Echinodermata; Echinoidea; Camarodonta; Strongylocentrotidae
Product: cationic amino acid transporter 3
Exons: 5
Coding region: 322-2364 (680 amino acids)
Biological process (GO): amino acid transport; transmembrane transport
Cellular component (GO): plasma membrane
Molecular function (GO): amino acid transmembrane transporter activity
Source: RefSeq, a predicted model, not a curated record
UAAAUUACGAAACCAAGGCGUUUGAAGGUCAUGACGCCAGAGAUAUCUUACAAAUUUUCAGCUGAUAUUUCGCGUAUAGUCCAUUCUUUUAGAAUCAUUGCUACUGGGGGAAGGGUGUGUGGAAUUGCUAUUUCCUGCAAUUUUCACUAAUUAAACUCGAAAUUUGAAGUGAAUAAUCUUCACCACGAGCGGAUUUAGGAAGAUGAAUUAUUGACUGACGGAGAUCAGAAAUUGAAGAAAUUAGUCGGUUCUCAACACUCGAGUGAGUUAACAGACAACGGGAUAUUGGAUAUAGAGAUACCAGCUUCCAAAUCGGCAACCAUGUCACUCCGUCAGCUAGGUCGCACCGUCUGCCGCCAGAAGGAGGUCAAAUACGAUCUCACCUCGACACCUCUUGAUCGAUGUCUCUCCACGACCGAUCUAUCGCUGAUUGCUAUCGGCUGUAUGCUGGGGUCCGGUGUCUACGUAUUAACAGGAGAGAUCGCAGGUGAAAUGGCUGGGCCUGCUGGCGCCCUCUCCUUCCUAAUUUCCGGCAUCGUCGCUCUCAUGGCUGCCAUGUGCUACAUGGAAUGUGCCACACGCCUCCCCGAGACGGGGGCGUCCUACCUCUACGCCUAUGUGGCCUUCGGCGAGAUCUUCGCCUUUAUGAUCGGCUGGAACGCCAUCAUUCUCAGGGUCAUGUCCGUCGCUCUCGUCUCGCGAGGCUGGAGCGCGUACUUCGACAACAUCAUCAACGGCGUGGUCGGAAACUGGACGGUGAAUGUGGUCCUGGAUGGUGAGCCAUGGGACUCGCCCUUGCUUGGAGACUACCCGGACUUCCUCGCGGCAGGAAUCGCGAUUCUGGUGUGUAUCCUGGUCGCCGUUGGCACGUCGAUCUCCGCCCGCGCCAACGGUUUCUUCGUCACCAUCAAUGUCAUCACCGUCGCUCUCGUGCUCGUCACUGGGUUCGUCUACGCCGACUUCGAUAACCUGACGCAUCCCGAUGGCUACUUCCCGUUUGGCUUCAACGGCGUUUUGACCGGUUCCGCCGCUUGUUUUACAGGGUACUGCGGUUUUGAAGCGGUUGCCUUCAGCGCCGAGGAGGCCAAGAAUCCCAGCCGAGGGCUUCCCAUCGGUGUCAUCAUCGGUUUCUUGGUGUCCAUGCUGUGCUAUUCCGGCGUCCUCAUCUCCCUGACGGCAAUGGUACCGUACACUGAUAUCAACAUCGAAUCUCCCUUCGUAGCUGCCUUCGGCGCGGUAGGUGCUAACUGGAUGCAGUAUGUUGUAGCGAUAGGGGCACUUUGCAGCAUGACCGGGUGCAUUAUUAACUGCGUCUUCUGCGUCGCUCGAUGCAUAUACGCUCUUGCUCGUGACGGGCUUCUGCCAAAGUUCCUAGGGUACACCCAUCCUGUGUCAAAGACACCCGUAACUUCAACCCUCUUUGGUGGAAGCUUGUCCGUCAUCAUCACCAUCUUCGUCGACUUCGUCUCCCUGAUCCAGUUUCUGUCUCUCGUGGCCUUUAUCGAGUUCAUCAUCGUUAUCGCCUCCUCGAUCAUGCUGCGAUACCGCCCUGACCAGGAAGUCAGCGGUUAUGCUUCCUUAGGCGGCAGCAACACUCACGUAACCGAAGUCAGUCACGUCCCGAACGUCAGCAUCCAGAACGGCAGCAUCCAGAAUGGCAGUGCUCAGAAUGGUGGCACUCCCAACGGGAAGAAGGGUCACCGUCACCAUCGAAACAGCGCUGAGACCACGCCCUUACUGAACAACAACGGGAAACCGCAUCCGAAGAGGCGCUACCAAGACAGCAACCUGAAGAGGAUGGGCGCUCCCAACCCUGGUCCAACUGUUGCUCUCUGCAUCAUCGGCUUCAUUUGCUUCUCCUGUGGCAGCAUGGUGCUCUUAACGUACUUUUUUGACGAGAUCAGCUCUGGGAGCUUACCCUACAUCCUCAGUCUGGCCGCGCUUCUUCUGCUCACACUCAUCGUCUGCAUACCUUUGAUCAGACUGCCUCAAUAUGGGGAUAAUAUUCCAUUCAAGGUGCCGCUCAUGCCUUACUUUCCUCUCGUGAGUCUCCUUGCCAAUGUAUUUCUCAUGGUUCAGUUCAGCGCCAUCGCUUUCAUCGAAUUCGGCAUCUGGACAGCCAUUGGAUUGGUUGUCUAUUUCAUCUACGGCGUUAGCCACAGUCACGAAUCCGAAAAGUACAAGCAUCGGAUAUCGAAACAUGUCGACAUACAACCGAAUGGUGACGUCACCGAGUCCAUACCGAUUACGAGGGACUUCGAGACUUCGGAUCACGGGUCACGGAGGUCAAGUGCUGACAACAACGCGUACUGGGCAGGCGAUAGUCUGGUGACGUCAUCAGAGACGAGUUUUGCCGGUUGUUGACGAGAUCGAGAGUGAAGUUGACGAAUCUUGAUUUUCGGCAUAUUCCGGAGAUUGUUUGGUUAUGCAAGCGUGCGUUAUACAACGUCGACGCUAUCAAUGAAAGUUGCUUGUAUCAUUGAAGAAAUUAUUUGAGAUGUUUGUGCUCCCAUUUUUAUAUUGAUUGUACUUAACAGAUGUGAAAAAAGAUGCAAAAAACCGAAGGAAGUA